AGAUAACUCAAUCAAACCUGCUUCCUCCCUCUUUGCUUCAGUGCAUCAUACAGGAAAUAUAUUGCUGUGUCAAGCUCCAGAGACGAGUUUCUUCUUUUCCAAAUUACUAAUCAGACUAAAACACGUUAAGCUGGAGGAAAAGAGUAGGAGAAAAAGAGUGCCCGGCUGCUCAUGAGCUAAGAAAAUCCAGCGCCAAGAAGUCACUUGGAGAAAGCCUUGCCAUGCUCACAGCUCUACUUGUGCGGAGGAAAAACACUUACUGGAGGACGGAAAACAAGACAACAGAAAUGCUUUGCCCCCCGAGAACUUCUGAUCUAGGGCUGCUCCUGAUCGCUGUCUUCUUCUUGGUGGAUUUUGUAGAUUCAGAUAAUUCAUGUACGGAUGAAAACCGGAAUAUACGGAAUAAUUCAUCCCCUCUUGCAGAAGCUAACAGUAGGCUGUUUAUAGAGAUGGGCUCGAGGAAGGUGCUCUGUUGCCCUGAUGUCCUACUGACAAACAUACUGCUAACAACGUGGAAAAUCACUCUCAGAGGUCAGACCUUAUGCACAAAAUCCUAUGAUAAGGAAGAAAAUCAGACCUCUGACAACUGUACUGAUGAGAGGAUAACGUGGACCUCCAGACCUGACCUAAGUCCUGACCUUCAGAUUAAUGGAGCGGCUGUCACACAUGAUGGAACUUACAUCUGUGAAAUGGUAAACUCUACUGGGAAUUUCCAACAUGAAUAUCAACUCCAAGUGCUAGUGCGCCCUGAAGCAAACAUCUUUCCCAUUAAGAAUAAAACCGUGGUGUGCGAGGCAGUUGCAGGCAAGCCAGCUGCACAGAUCUCCUGGAUUCCACAAGGGCACUGCCAGAGUGAGGAAGAAACGACCAGCUACAGCAACAGCACAGUGACGGUCAGGAGCAGCUGCAGCUAUUCAGGGAACGUGUCCACCGUGACCUGCUUGGUCUCGCAUUUGACUGGGAACUGGAGUCUGUCUGAAUCUCUGCCUUCUGUUAUAGGUAUCUCAAGACCAAGUGAGUCAUAUAUUAGAUACAUCAUUCCUUCCAUUGCUAUUAUUUUGAUCAUCGUGGGAUCAGUUUGGUUUUUGAAAACCAAAGGCUUCAGCUUAUUUUAUUUUUAUAGGCAAUGUAAGUUUAAAAAUCCAGCACCUACUCCUGCUGUUGAUGAGGAUGAAAUGCAGCCUUAUGCUUGUUACACAGAGAAGAACAACCCACUCUAUGAUACUGUGAACAAGAUAUAGAAUGGAAAACCUAUUUUGAAGUUAGUUUUGCAAAGCUUCUUGGAAGAAAAGACAUUCUAAUGGAUUUGCAUUCACAUCCUUCUAUCAUAGAAAUUUAAAAUCUCAGCUGCUGUUAGCUAACUCUGUGAAGAACUUGUGAUUGUGCAAAGAAAGCACACACUUGCAAUAUUUAAAGUGUGCAAUACAGUGAAUAAUGAAAAACCAAGUUUCCUCAAGAAAUAAUUUUAUAGGAUCAUCGUCAACAGUUUCUCAUUAUUCUUAAAACUUCUACAUACAUUUUAUAUUUUUAUGUGCCCAUGAUAUAUAUAUGCAUUUAUAUGUCUAUUUACAUUUGUCUUUGUAUGUAUAUAAAUGUGUCAAGACGCAAAUAGGAACAUACUGUAAUGCUACCCAGUAGCUAUAAAAAGCUAGUUAUGUGAAUCUUGAAGAUGUUUUUUAUGUCAACACGAGAAAAGCUACCUCAUUCUUUUCUAAUGGUUACAUACUAUGUCAUUUUAUGAUUAUGUCAUAAUUUAAUUAACUACAGCCAAGUAUGGAAAUUCAGAUGGUUUUGUUUGUGGAAUGUGUAGGAAUGAUGUCAGUAGACUAUUUCUUAUGGAUGUAUUUCUUUGUGUUGUUUGUGUCUGUAGGAUAAUCUUCUUGAGUGAAAUUUCCAGGUCAAUUGGUAUGCACUUAUAUAUUAUUGAUAUGUAUAACAAAUUGUAUCAAUUUACAUUCCUUCCAAUGGUGCACGAUGGUGCCUUGUUUUGAUAUCUGCAAGAUUCUCACUUUCUUCAUUCCUAUUUUUAAAAACUAACUAAUUGUCUAAUAUGAUGUUAGAUUAUAAUAAGAACUGAACUGUUUAAUAAAACUGGGUUUAUAUUUUUUGUUGUGUUUGAAAGAGAGAGAAAAUAUGGGUAAAGAUGUAUAUUUUUUCUGAGGUUCUUGUAUUCCUGGAAGUGUUGAAAUGCAAUGCUUAACAAUUUUGCAGAUGUUACAUGUUGGAAUUAUGUAUUUUUACUUUGUACAUUACAUUCUGGUGUCUUUCAGAAUAGUAGACAUCUAUGGACUACAUACAUACAUACAUACAUACAUACAUAUGCACUACAGAGGACUUGGGGUUUCUACAUGCUAAGAGAACAGCCAUAGGAUCACAUGACCCUCCCCUAGAUUUUUCUGUGGAGUGAAAUAGUGGGAAGAUGUACAUUGAGAAUUUUUAGUAUUAUAAGAACUUGUUAAUCAUGAAAAGUAUGAAAAAUAUGACUGUUCUAUAGCAGAAAAGACAUUAUUUUCAUCAUGACAAAUUAAAAUACAUUUAUUCUUCAAUUGUGCUACCAAAGAAGUUUAAGAUAAUUAUUACUAAUACAUUUUCCCCUCUCCAGACAUUUAAAAUAUUUUAGGCUUUAUUUUCAAAGCAUGUUUUUAGCUUUAUGUUAGAGAUAGAACUAGCAUGUUGGCAUGUGGCAUGUGAUAUUGUUAAAUGAACUAUUUUGACUUGGGUACUUUAUCUCACAAAACCCCAGUUCAAUCCAUUAAGUUUCUUCACUUAAGUAUUAGUGGUAUGCACAGACAUCAUAACUCUAUCCUGGACAAUUUAUUAAUUCUUCAUGCAUCUUUAGUUGGGAAAAACCUUAUAGUAAGUAAUAACAAGACUGUAUGUUUAAAUACUACUUUAAAAAAUAACAAAAAUGCAUUUAAAAUUUAACUUCAUAAUGUCAAAGCAGCACAUAAUAUCACAGAGAAGACUUUAAGAUAGUUCAGAAACCAGGAACAAUUUUGUACAUCUGGAAUCCUAGCACUCUGGGAGACUGAGACAGAAACAUCUCAAGUUUGAGCUAAGUUGGAUAACUUAGUGACUUAGCAACAUCUUGUCUCAAAAUUUAAAGAGAAGUUAAUAAUAAAAAAUAAAGUCUGAGGAUAUAUCUCAGUGCACAGCCUCUGAUUCAAUCCUCAACACUGCUAAAAAUAUUUUAUUGAAAUUAUAAGUAUUAUACUAUAUAGGAAAUAAUAAUAUGAAAAUGGCUCAUUAUGGAAGUGAAACAUGGCUGAACAUUUGAAUUGUGGAGAAAUAAAAAAUUUAUAUAGACUCUUCAAAUCCACUCUAGUUCUGCUGAAUCACAAAAGCUAGAGAAUGGAUCACUAUCCUAGUCACUUUGUCCUCACUGGGACAAAAUACCCAACACUUACAAUUUAAAGGAAGAGAGGUUUCUGUUGGUGUCUGUUUUCAGUACAUGGUCAGGAUGGGCUUGGUGGAAAGGGCUGGCAGACAAAUGCUGCUCACAUCAUGGGAGCCAGGAAGCAAAGAGAAAGAGGAAGAGCCUGGAAGGAAGUGAGUCCUUCAUGAUCCCGCCCCACUGCGAAUGCCUCUCUGAUCAGGCCCAACAGCACAAUCAACUGCUGACCUCAUUAGUGGACUAAUCCACUGAUAAGUACAGUGCCCACAUAGUCCAGUGACCUUCCAAAGACAUGAGACUUCGGGGUCUUUUUAGAUCCAAACCACAGCACCCAGAUAUGCCAAUUUAGUCUUCCAGGAAGCAGAGGCAGAGAUGGAAUUAGGGGUGCUAAAGGUUAAGUGGGGAAAGAGUAUACCCGUGAAAGACUGAAGAGGAGCAGGGUAAGGAAGGGCAAGCCUUUAGACUGCAGUGCUGAUUUGAAUGAAACUCAUGAAAGGAAAAUGGGAGGACACAGGAUUGAGAACGAAGAACCUAGAGUACAAUGUUAGAAAUGUGCAAGUCUUAGCCAAACCAGUGGGGAGUUCUGGAGCAAAGUACAGUCUUUAUGUAAGGAAAUGACGUUUUGAUACCCCUGCAAGAUGAGUCAUUGGCUGGGGGCUGCCUGCAUAGAACAUGGCCCCAAAUCAAAACCUGAAAUGAAUCCUGAUGAUGUUAACAAGUGGAAACCAUCAGUUAUCUGUACUCCUUGAAGUGGAAUGGUAAGUUUUCUACUGAUGGGAAAUUUGAACUGCAUACCUACGUGAUUAUAGUUUUUCACUAUGAGUUUCUCUAGUUAAAACUCUUUUGCCAAUCUUAUUUUAGACAUACCUUCUAUGAAGAAUCUAUCAUUUUUAAUAAAGUUAUAAUUAUUAUUUACUGUUUUUAGAAUUUUAUGUUUACUGAGUUUAUGUUUACUGAAUUUUAUGUUUACUGUUUAAAUCAUACAUAUUUUUGUAAUUACUUAUGUAUUUGUUCAUAUUUUUAUAAUCUUACAUGUCUUAUUUACUAUACUUUCUCCUUUCCCUUCAUUUCUUUUUUAUUUUUCCUUUAUAUAUUUUGUUGCAUUAUGUUUUCUUUCUUUCCUCCAACAGUUUCAAAGUUGUCCAUUAUAAUGUACAUAUGUUAGUGGUUAUGCUUUGUUUAUGGACAUCUACAAGCAAUUUUUCUGGAGAGUGUAGUUGAUGUAAACUGUAUGCUUUGUUUAGGCACAGCUUUACACAUGUGUAAUCAAUAUAAUAAACUUCACCACCACCCCUAAAA
Molecule: messenger RNA, 4693 nt
Organism: Cavia porcellus (domestic guinea pig)
Lineage: Eukaryota; Metazoa; Chordata; Mammalia; Rodentia; Caviidae
Product: cell surface glycoprotein CD200 receptor 1-like
Exons: 8
Coding region: 222-1241 (339 amino acids)
Biological process (GO): regulation of neuroinflammatory response
Cellular component (GO): external side of plasma membrane
Molecular function (GO): signaling receptor activity
Source: RefSeq, a predicted model, not a curated record